UCUGUCUUGGAUGUUUAUUUACCCACGUGGUUUGGGUCAUCGAACAAACAAUCCGCGACGAAAGGUUGUUCAGUUUCAGUUCGGAUUCCACAUGGACUAGGAUUAGAGAAGGUCCAUAAAUAUAUAGCCUCCGAUCGGCCGAAAUGAAGUUCCUGCUGAAGAAAUGCCUCCGCAAGAAGGCGCCGGAAAUGAAGCCCGGCGCCAUCCUGGACGCCGUCAUCUCCCAGUCCUCGGCCACCGCCUGCAAGUGCCUACUGUACAAGCUGGCGGACUACAAGAGGGGAGGAGAUCUUAUAGACGCCAUAAACUCCGGAGGCCUGAUCGCCGUGGAGCAGCUGAUCCGGGAGCAGUUCGGCGUCUUCAUGUACAACGACGGGAAGGGCCAGGUGAUCAACCGGGCGGAGUUCCUGCGGUGGAAGUACCGGGACCACACCGAGGUGACCAUUCCCAUUGAGGCGUCGCUGUCGAUUCACGAUCCGCUGGGGAAGUGGGAGGAUCACAAGGCCUGCUGGCAGAUGCAGUACCGCGGCGCCUUGGGCGAGAGCCUGCUCCACGUGCUCAUCAUCUGCGACUCGAAGGUGCACACGAAACUGGCGCGGGUGCUGCUCCGGGUGUUUCCCAACUUGGCGCUGGACGUGAUGGAAGGGGAGGAGUAUCUGGGAGCGAGUGCCCUCCACCUGUCCAUUGCCUACAGCAACAACGAGCUGGUGGCGGACCUGAUCGAGGCGGGGGCGGACAUCAACCAGCGGGCGAUCGGCAGCUUCUUCCUGCCGAGAGACCAGCAGCGCGCCCAUCCGGCGAAGAGCACCGACUACGAGGGACUGGCCUACAUGGGCGAGUAUCCGCUGGCGUGGGCCGCCUGCUGCGCCAACGAGAGUGUCUACAAUCUGCUGGUGGACUGCGGAGCCGAUCCGGACGCCCAGGACUCGUUCGGCAACAUGAUCCUCCACAUGGUGGUCGUCUGCGACAAGCUGGACAUGUUCGGCUAUGCCCUGCGGCAUCCCAAGACUCCCGCCAAGAACGGCAUUGUGAACCAGACGGGUCUGACGCCCCUCACCCUGGCCUGCAAGCUGGGACGAGCGGAGGUCUUCCGCGAGAUGUUGGAGCUCUCCGCCAGGGAGUUCUGGCGGUACAGUAACAUCACCUGCUCCGGCUAUCCUUUAAAUGCUUUGGAUACCCUCCUGCCCGACGGGAGAACCAACUGGAACUCGGCGCUGUUCAUCAUCUUGAAUGGAACCAAGCCCGAGCAUCUGGACAUGCUGGACGGUGGCAUCAUCCAGCGUCUGCUGGAGGAGAAGUGGAAGACCUUUGCCCAGAAUCAGUUCCUCAAGCGUCUGCUCAUCCUGUCCACCCACUUGCUGUGCCUCUCCGUAUCCGUCUACCUGCGGCCGGCGCACGACGGCGAAGGCGAGGACGAUGACGGCUCAGAUGGAUCAGAUCCGGCGGCAGCCGCUCUCCAGGACGUGGAGGCGGGCGAGGACAAUGGUGGUGGGGACUACAAUGCCCAAACAGUGGCCAGAUAUUGUGCAGAGUUGGCCACCAUUGCCGGAGUACUCAGCUAUGUGAUCUUCCAGCAAGGCGAUGAGAUUAAGAAUCAGGGACUGUCUGCUUUCCUCAAGCAACUGUCCCAUGCCCCGGCAAAGGCGAUCUUUUUAUUCUCCAAUCUCCUGAUCCUGGCCUGCAUUCCUUUCCGGUUAAUUGGCGACACGGACACCGAAGAAGCCAUUCUCAUAUUCGCUGUUCCAGGAUCUUGGUUCCUGCUCAUGUUUUUUGCUGGAGCCAUUCGCCUCACAGGACCCUUUGUGACGAUGAUCUACUCCAUGAUCACGGGCGACAUGUUCACCUUUGGCAUCAUCUACUGCAUCGUUCUCUGCGGCUUCUCCCAGGCCUUCUACUUCCUCUACAAGGGACACCCCCAGGUCCAGUCCACCAUGUUCAAUACCUACACGAGCACAUGGAUGGCACUCUUCCAGACCACUCUGGGGGACUACAACUAUCCGGAUCUCAACCAGACCACUUACCCGAACCUCUCCAAGACCGUCUUCGUCAUCUUCAUGAUCUUCGUGCCCAUCCUGCUGCUCAACAUGUUGAUCGCCAUGAUGGGCAACACCUAUGUGACGGUCAUCGAGCAGUCGGAGAAGGAGUGGAUGAAGCAGUGGGCCAAGAUCGUGGUCACUCUGGAGCGAGCUGUGCCGCAGGCCGAUGCCAAGGGCUAUCUGGAGGCGUACUCCAUACCGUUGGGGCCCUCGGAUGACUCCGGUUUCGAGGUUCGCGGCGUAAUGGUGAUCAAGAGCAAGAGCAAGACCAGGGCCAAGCAGAGGAAGGGUGCCGUCUCCAACUGGAAGCGUGUGGGUCGUGUUACUCUGACGGCGCUGAAGAAACGCGGCAUGACUGGCGAGGAGAUGCGGCGCCUGAUGUGGGGACGUGCCUCCAUUUCCAGUCCCGUCAAGGUGACCAAACAGAAGCUCAAGGAUCCCUACGGAACCAACCUGCACACGGAAUCGGACUUCACCAACGCCAUGGACAUGCUGACCUUCGCCAACGAUCCGGCCUCCUCAAAUGGAGUGCCGCUGCGGGGCGCUACUGCACCGCCGCCACCCGCGCCUCCGGCUCCGGAUCCCUUUCGGGAGCUCAUCAUGAUGUCGGAUCAGAGGCCGGAAACCCACGAUCCACACUACUUCGCCGGACUCCAGCAGCUGGCCAACAAGGCCUUCGAUCUGGUCGAGCAAACGAUGAAGACCCAGCCCCAGCCGCCGGCUGCCAAGAAGGUGGAUCCGUCCACGCCCCUGCUGGUCACUACUCCCGGGGCACCUACUCCGCCGGCACCAGUUGCUGCUCCAGCGGCUCUGGCUGCCAUGCCGCUGCCGAUGACGAGUCUGGGCAACCUGUUCCAGGACCCCAAGGACAUUGUAGAUCCCAAGAAGCUGGAGGAGUUUAUGGCCAUGCUGGCCGAGGUGGAGACGGAGGAGAGCGACAGCGGUGGGCCCAUUCUGGGCAAGCUCUCGCUGGCCAAGCGCACCCACAACGCCCUCUCCAAGGCGGACAUACGCCGGGAGCAGCAGCCGGGCUUCGAGGGUCACAGCCAUGGCCAGUUCCAGGCCAUGUCGUCGGUGUGGGCGCCGCCCGGCCUGGAUGUGGAUACGGGCUUCCAUUUCGACGAGGCUGUGGCGGAGGAGGUGCUGACCAUCGAACAAGAGGCCGAGGUGGAGACCGAGGAUGGGAAUGGCGGUCAGGAUAGCGAGGAUCUGCCCACAUCGGAAGAGGUACAUGCCACCAUGAAGCAGUUCCAUCUGCGCAAGUGCCAGCCCUCCCAAGACGAGGCAGCUCGUCGGGCCAAAAGUGCUCGGAUACGCCGCCGCAACAACAAAGUCUCGCCGGAGGAGAGCGAGGCGGAUGACAACCAGCGUGGCCGGUCGGCGGCUCAUGCUGCUAGAAAGUCACGUACAUCGCCGCCCGAUCCCCUCGAGCCGUGGAGCACUCGGGAGCUGCAGGACAUCAACAAGAUCCUGGCCAGAAAGUAA
Molecule: messenger RNA, 3521 nt
Organism: Drosophila bipectinata
Lineage: Eukaryota; Metazoa; Arthropoda; Insecta; Diptera; Drosophilidae
Gene: iav
Product: transient receptor potential cation channel subfamily V iav
Biological process (GO): calcium ion import across plasma membrane
Cellular component (GO): plasma membrane
Molecular function (GO): protein binding; calcium channel activity
Source: RefSeq, a predicted model, not a curated record